This is a messenger RNA of Etheostoma spectabile (orangethroat darter), 4920 nucleotides long. RefSeq names its product potassium inwardly rectifying channel subfamily J member 12b (gene kcnj12b). Gene Ontology annotation, biological process: regulation of monoatomic ion transmembrane transport; potassium ion import across plasma membrane. The transcript has 3 exons. Gene Ontology annotation, cellular component: plasma membrane. The record is from RefSeq and is a predicted model, not a curated record. The coding region runs from base 1579 to 2856 and encodes 425 amino acids. Gene Ontology annotation, molecular function: inward rectifier potassium channel activity. NCBI's taxonomy places the organism in Eukaryota, Metazoa, Chordata, Actinopteri, Perciformes, Percidae.
UCUACAGUGACACCGUGAAGGGAGGGGGAGGACGAGAGCUGAGCAGUGAGCAAUAGUUCACUGGAUGUGGGAUACAGAGUGGGAUCUGCAGCAGAACAAGAUCAGAUAGCUGAUAUACCAAGAAAGUGUAAGACUGUCAACUGCCCAUGACUCUGAAAUAAGCUGUGAGGGACUAAUUUUGUGAAUGGAUUGGACCCUAAAGGCCAUGUGAGUCCUACAGACAUUUAAUUUAAGAAAGCUGUUAUCAAGUCGUUCUGCUAUUUCAGUGGUUCAAAUUAUGACUUCAGUUCUUCACUAAAGUCAUUUUCUAAUUUCUUGUCUGGUCUGAUCAACUGGAUAUCAGUCGAGCAAUAACUUUGGAGGACUUGACAGAAGGAGCAAUUGUAAUGCCCUGCGUAUUGAGUGGAAAAAGAGACACAUUUAAAGUAGGAGGCACAGACAUGAUGGUACUCUGUGGCCAUUUACUUCUCUGCCUCAGGAGGAUAGAGUGGUUCUACCCGUAACAAAAGAGAAGAUUUGAAGAAAGCUCAAGGAGAAGGAUGCAGCAGUUUGGCUAAAAGACCUGGGAGAAAAAAGGAAAGUUGGAAAUUAACAUUUAUUGGGAAGACCUGCAUACAAGCCCAUAUUAUUUUCCAGUCCAGCCUCACAAGGGAAUCACACAGCCUCAUCACAGUACUCCAGUGACUCUAAUAGUUGUGCCAGCUGGAGGAAACAGAAGAUACGUCACAUAAAAUGGCAGGGCAUUGGAUUAGCUGGCUAUUUCUGUACCUUGUUGAUUAGAGAUACAUAUAUUGUAUCCACCAGAGUAUUCCCAAUAGAGCAGGGUUGAAAGAGAGGAAGGACAGAAAAUAAAAUGUCUGAAAGGAUAUGUUAAAAUUUAAAUGUAGUUAUGUUUGAAAUCUAUGUAAAACUGUAUCAUUUGCAUGCCUGUCCUAAAUUGUGUAGCGUAAAUAAAUCCAUGUCUCAACAGCACCAAAACACCUAAUUGUAAAUUACAUUCAUCAACAACAUUUAUAUUGAGAGGAAAAACAAUCAAGAGUUGUUACUAAAUCACCAGUUACUAGGAAAGCUUUGUAAAUCAAGCCAUUAUUAGUAACCAUCUCCUUAACAAUAUGGGUUGACAGUGAGUGAAUCUUUAGAAAAGUCUAUAUCUUGUUUAAGUAUAUCAUAAAUAGCAGAAGUCUGUCCUAAACAAGCAGUCAAAAGUAGUUAUAAUAAAAAGUAUGGAACAAAGAGACAAUGUGUAGAUAGAGAAUGUAUGUUAUUUCAAACUGAAGUUCUUUUAUCUUACACUGAAGCUACUUACGAGGAAAAUUUGAAGGGGAAAUGUACAUCAUGUUCAUUGGCCGUGUCCAGUGUAUUUAAUGUGUAAUGUUUCUGCUGGGUCUGGAAGCAGCAACACGUUAAUGUACUAUUACAAACAUUACUGUAUGUCUGUUCAAACAAAGGAAAAUACUUUUGUGCCUCACUUCUCAAUUCCAGUUGACACAGACACUGUUUUGGGCGGAGCUGUGCACUUCCUCUGAGCCUUGUCCCUUUUUUAUAUGAUCCAAACACAUCGCUGUGCCCCACUGAGGCAUGAGUGUGGGAAGGGCCCACCAUCACAGCUUUGUGUCCUGUGAAGAAGACGGCCUGAGACUAAGUACCAUGCCUGCUGUGGGCAGCUUCGGUAAUGGCAAGAUUCACACAAGACGCAAAUACCACAGCCGGUUUGUCAGCAAGGCUGGACAAUGCAACAUCCACUUUUCAAACAUGGAUGAGAAGUCACAGCGGUACAUAUCUGACAUUUUCACCACGUGUGUGGACGUCCGCUGGCGAUACAUGUUCUUGCUAUUCAGCCUGGUGUUUGUGGUGUCCUGGCUAACUUUCGGCCUGGCAUACUGGGUCAUUGGCCUCCUACACGGUGACAUGGAACAUCCUAAAGAGAAUGACAACUUUGUUCCUUGUGUCAUGCAGGUUAACACCUUUGUGGCAGCUUUCCUGUUCUCUGUUGAGACCCAGACAACCAUUGGGUAUGGUGCUCGCUGUGUGACAGAGGAAUGCCCAGUUGCUAUCUUCAUGGUGGUCUUUCAGUCCAUCAUGGGCUGCAUCAUCGAUGCCUUCAUGAUCGGUGCCAUCAUGGCCAAGAUGGCAAGGCCCAAAAAACGUGCAGAGACUCUACUGUUCAGCCACAAUGCAGUCAUCGCUUUGCGCGAUGGGAAACUGUGCUUCAUGUUUAGGGUUGCUAAUCUAAGGAAGAGCCACAUUGUGGAAGCUCAUGUACGAGCCCAGCUUGUCAAACCCCGUUACACAGAGGAAGGCGAAUACAUCCCCUUGGAUCAGAUUGACAUGAACGUAGGUUAUGACAAUGGCACAGACCGCCUUUUUCUGGUUGCACCCCUGACUGUCAUACAUGAGAUUAAUGAAGAAAGUCCACUGUUUGGCAUAAGUAAACAAGAUCUUGAAACAUCUGACUUUGAGAUAGUAAUUAUACUUGAGGGGUUGGUGGAGGCCACAGCCAUGACGACGCAGGCACGCAGCUCUUACCUACCUUCAGAGAUUCUGUGGGGUCACCGCUUUGAGCCCGUCAUCUUUGAGGAGAAGAGCCAGUACAGGAUAGAUUAUGCUUACUUUCACAAAACAUACGAAGUACUGUCCACCCCCAGAUGCAGUGCCAAGGACAUGGAGAGAAAAUUCCCAACAUCUGGCGCCAACUCUUUCUGCUAUGAGAAUGAGCUGGUCUUCAUCAGCAAAGAUGAGGAGGAGGAGGGGUAUGUGGAGAAAGAGGAAGACCGAAAGUGUUCAACAGAGCUAGUGAAUGAGCAGGCCAUUCCUGGGGAUGAUCAAAAGUCCUCCCAUAAAGAAUCAGAGAUCUAACCUUUGGCUGUUGCUAGUUUGGUUUGUUUUUGGAUGCAGAGCAGUGCAAGCGUCAUGUGAAGAGCCCUAUGACUGUCGUUCUCCUGACAUGAGGAUACCAAUAAAGGUGGAGAAACUGCCGUAAUGAUCUCCGUCAGAAAAGCAAGAACAUUUCUCGUUGGAUUUAUUCUUGUGCUUUCCCGAAAAUUAUGGAGCUUUAAUGAAAAACAACCUGUCAUGUUUCAAUUUUCAGACAAAACUAGUCAUAAAGUCUAUGACAAUAGCAAAGUUUUGUAUGAAUAUUUUGAGAAAUGUUUCAUAGUUUGCAACAAGUGUGGAGUGAAACUGACACUUUGCAGAUGAUGUUUAGGAAACUAAACCUUGGGAAUAUUUCUCCUGAUUAAUUUGGUAAAAAACAGAAGUGUAGAUUAUCAGUGGAUUUUCCUCUUAAUGAUAUUACUUUUGUGAACAAUAAGACUAAAUAUUCUACAUUAUACAAUGUAGAAUAUUGAAGUUGGCAUACAUACUAAUAUACAGUACAUGCAUGCAUGUAUAAUCUAACUAUGGGGGGCACAUGACAAGGUAGAGUUUUAAAUAUUUCUAUCACAAAAAGGGAAGACAUUUAUGAAUAUAUUAGCCAGUGAGAAACAUUUGACCUCAGUAGAUAUAAAUGUGUAGUUUCUUUUUCAACAGUUUACCAGAAACGUUUUUGAGAAUAAACUGAGUGACUGAGCUUUUUUUACCAAGCCCUGCUCCCCUUGGUGUUGCUACACCUGUGAAACUUUUCAUUCUUCCAAAGCAACAUGCAAUUUACAAUAAUAAGUAGAUUUAACGCUCGAAAGCAAGUAUUUUCAGAAACAAUGGGUCCUUGAUUUGAGGCAGUGGUAGACAAAAGCUUAUCAUUUUUUAGCAGACAAUCGUUGAUUACAUUUCACUCUCACUGGCUAAAAGCUAGACAGCCCACAAAAAAAACUGACUGCCUGUUUACUUCACAGUAUUUCAAAAGUGAGUUUUUCAAGAUAUGCCUCUUUUAAGUUUUAAGGCCAAAUCCAAAAUAACACCAAUAUUGACCACGGGAACCUCGCACACAAGACAAAUACAGUACUAAGAAUAUAUCUGAGAGUGUCUCUUAAAGAAUAUUCUCAUAUUUACAUGUUCUGUAAUCACUUGUAUUAAUAUAUAUAUAUAUAUAUAUAUAUAUAUAUAUAUAUAUAUAUAUAUAUAUAUCUUAAUACAAUUUAAUUUAAAGUACUUAAUGAGUUUGAAGAUUAUGUGAUUUGUCUAACUGGAAAUCAGUGUAAACAAUUUAAACCAUACCUUGAGAUAACCCUUGGCACAUUACAUUAAUGUGAAAACAAGCAGACAUGCAGGCAAUCAAGAAACAUUUAUUCAAUCGCGUGUCUCGCAUUUUUAAUUGCGAGACAUAAGCGUCCUAAUUUAUAUAUACUUUUUCUCAGUUCUUCUCCAGAGGCAUUAUUCUCUUUCUUUCUCUUACUAUUAAUGUGUAAAGUAAUAAAGAGUUUAGGUCAGACUGUGUACCACUGCUUCACUCAUCCCAGGUGAGAUUACUUUGUUUUCCCUCCACAUUUCUCAAACUAAUAGCUCCAUGUGGGUGCACUUACUACACCUGACUGCCAUUUCAGCAAAUUUCAACACAUUUGUAUUUGCAGUAUAUCUUGCUGACUUGUGCCGAAAAUAUCAGAAUGGGCUUGCUUCAGAAACAAAUUGUGGUUCCACUGAUAUUUGAACCAAGUCAGAGGACAGAUAGCUAAUUUGUACAUUUGUUAGGCCGUUAUUGUAAAUAAAUCUUUAUUGUUUUGGUUUUAACAUCUUUCUGGCUGAAGAGACACUAAGUAUUAAAACGUUGUCGAAAACAAUCUGUGUUAAUGUCAUACAUGUCUUAAUCAAAGCAAGAAACUGGAAAUACUCUCUUUGCUUGAUGGACUGAAGUAAUGUCUACUGAACUGAACGACCUCUUGUCUUCCACUAAAUGCAUUUGAAGCAAUCUGAUUCUUUGAGUUGUACUUUGUUUUCCUCACAUAAGGUUUUAGUUUGUUGUGUGAGACAACAAUAUAUAAAUUGACA